AUGCCCUCGGAGAACGGAAUCUCCCCGUUUCCAUUCGGAAACGGGGAUUCGGAAACGGGGAUUAGAAAACGGGGAUUCGGAAAGGGGAAUUCAGAAAACGGGGAUUCGGAAACGAGGGAGAUUUCUCGCUCACCGACCUUGCAGCUGGCGUUCGCCGUUCGGAGGAGCGCGGAGCUCGGGCGUCCGCCUCGGGGAGGGUCGAGGCCUGGAAUGGAGAUGGAGAUGCCAAAUUCAACUGGUCCUGAGAUGCGACAGCCCCUCCAGGGCCAGUUGUUGAAGUUCACCAAUGUUGUCAAGGGAUGGCAAUACCGCCACUUCAUUCUUGAUCCUGAAAGGGGAAUAUUGGAGUACUAUGUUGAUGCUCACGACUCUCAGAAGAAAUCACGGCCAAGAGGGUUUGUUCACCUGGCCGGUGCUGUGAUUUCUCCGAGUGAUGAAGAUUCGCAGACAUUCACCGUGAAUGCUGCAUGUGGAGAGGUUUAUAAAUUGAAGGCUCUGGAUGCAAAGGAGCGUCAGCACUGGGUCAUGCGCAUACGGGCCGUCUGUGAACGACACACUCAAGCGAUAGCACAGAGUAAUCCCCCACUUCCCCCAAGAGAGCACAGAAACCACAGCUCAGGUACCCCACCGGUUGACCCUCGGGUCAAUUAUCCAUCUCUCACUGUGAUGGAUGCUUUCAGUUCAGCAAGACAUAUUCUGAAUCAUGCAAGUGGAAAUCAUCAGGCUUUGGCAGCUGCCAUUGAGAAGCUGCCAACAUCAGGUAAUGGAUUGACCUGCACAAAUCCAGAACUGCUACUGCUGAAGGCAACCUCCCAUGCAACUCUGAACACAUUGGAGCAGUGCCUGAACAUUUUACAGCUUCAGCAGCAAGCAAUCCUGCUCGGUGCUUCAUCGUCUCAUAUGCGCUCUCAGAAGCGAAGACCAAAGCAAACAAUGCCUUCACAAGCCCCUUUGCCAGCACCACUGAGUGCUGAAGUAAUGUGGACUGGGCCCACAGUGACCACAAUACAUUCCACAACCCAACACCAUGUCAUAUCACCUCAGACCCUGAACGAACUUGUGGAACCAGUGGUGAUUGAUGCUGCUGAUGAGGAAACAGACAGUGAAGAUAAUCCCGGUGAAAUGCAAGAGAAGGAAACGACCACCACCGAGGAGUACAAGGCUCGCAUCUUGACGCUCCUGUCUCCUCUGCAGCUAGGCAUGGAUCUUACCAAAGUGUCCCUUCCCACCUUCAUCCUUGAGCCAAAGUCACUCUUGGAGACAUUUGCUGAUUUCAUGGGGCAUGGCCACCAGUUUUUCAGCCUGUCUGCAUGCUGCAGGAUUGUUGACGAGGAAAGCCCUGAGCAGCGCAUGCUGGCUGUGGUUGAGUGGUACCUAUGUACCAUUCACCUAGGACGCAGAGGAUCCUCUGCAAAGAAACCAUAUAAUCCCACCCUGGGAGAAUCCUUCUAUUGCUCUUGGAAGAUCCCGAGGGGGGCUGCCCAGAAGCCUGAUCAAAAUCAGAGUGAAUCAGCUUCAUCCCCUGAUUCCAUUUUCAUUCGUUAUACUGGGGAGCAAGUGUCCCAUCAUCCUCCAGUGUCUGCCUUCUACGUGGAGUGUCCUGAGAAAGGCAUCUGUUUCAAUGCUCACAUUUUGAGCAAGACUCGGUUUAUGGGGAUGUCCAUAGGAGUAAAUCUGGUUGGAGAAGGGAAGCUUUACCUCGUGCCUCACAACGAAUGCUAUACCUUGACUUUCCCGUCGGCUUAUGGCCGAGCCAUUCUGACUUCUCCGUGGUCUGAAUUAGGCGGAAAGGUCACCAUCUCGUGCUCCAAUUCGGGCAUUGCUGCCAGUAUUACGUUUCACACCAAGCCAUACUUUGGAGACAAGCUCCAUCGAGUGACUGGGGACAUCAAGGAUAGCUUGAGCCAAGUGAUAUGGAAGUUCCAGGGAGACUGGGUCUCAGGAUAUGAUUUCACCCAUUCUGCACAGGGGACUGGGCAUAGACUGGAUUUGAAGAAUCAGAAGAUCUUCCAAAAGCGAGUUCGUCCUGUUACAAAGCAGGAAGACAUUGAGUCCAGAAAGCUGUGGCAGAAUGUCUCAAUGGCCAUCCUUGAGGGAGAUUACAAUACUGCAACAGAACACAAAAAAUUUUUGGAAGACAGGGAACGUGCAAAAGAGGCAGAGCGACUGGGAAGCGUUCAAGAGUUUUCACCUAGGUAUUUCCAGCCACAAGGAGACAAUGUAUGGAUCUACAAGGAGCCUCUAUGUCCAAAGGGGAAGCUUAAACGCAGUGAUAGCACAUCAACAUGCAGUAGUGGCAAAGACCAGGGGAACAAAGCCAAGCAGUUGGCACGUGACUUGAAGGACCGCAUCAAGUCAGGCCUCUCAUGAGGUGCAUCUCGUCACCAUCUCUUACUCUACCUGGUGAUGGUUGAUGAUAAUCCAAGAAUGCAUUGCUUUAAUGAAUCCAGAAUUAUUUGUAUACUCUGCAUUUUUAUAGACAAGGUGGUAUUCUGGAGAUAUAUUAAAUGAAUAGAAAUCUA
Molecule: messenger RNA, 2522 nt
Organism: Darwinula stevensoni
Lineage: Eukaryota; Metazoa; Arthropoda; Ostracoda; Podocopida; Darwinulidae
Source: the annotation of a GenBank genome assembly